This is a messenger RNA of Anisakis simplex (herring worm), 342 nucleotides long. The record is from the annotation of a GenBank genome assembly. Lineage: Eukaryota; Metazoa; Nematoda; Chromadorea; Rhabditida; Anisakidae.
AUUGGCAAUCCAUUUGGUACAGAUGCUCGACAGUUAUUGCGGUCUUUGAUGGAUGUGACUUGUUCCUUUCUGAGGAAAUCAAUCACGUAUCCGUUCGCGUUGACAUCCAUCUUAAUGUCUACGUUUGGCUCGAGUUUACCGGUUCGUGAUCUGAACGUUCGAUCGUCGUCGAUAUGGAGUUUACGAUCGACAAAAUGCAGCAGCUGGUGGCAAGUUCAUCAACUGUUGUGGUCAAGUGGAAACCAGUGGAGAGGACAGUAUUCAUUUUUCCGACUCUAUCGAGGCGCUUUGCAAUUGGGUUGGGAUGGACUUUAUUAUGCUGCACCGAUUUUGAGUCUUUGA